AUGACUCGAAUGCUUACUUUCCUGUUCUGUCUCUCUUCCUUCACAUUUCUUUCCGUUGCCCGAGCUGACGGCAGAGCUCCUCAUGGCUUGGUAUAUGAGAGCCCGGUGGCCUUUUCCCCAAUGGCAUAUGAUUUCUUCCAUCCAAGCACUCAGAAUCCCAAUGGCAAAGACCCAUGUGGUGAUUCCAAAUGUUCCCCCCUUCCCCUAGCGGCGCAAGUGCAAUCCACUCCUGCACGAGAAAGCAAAUACUCUACAACGAUCCAGAACAGUAAACACCGUGUGGGGGCUGGGGGGAUUCUGGGAAUUGUGUUUGGCAUCACAUUCGCUGUGUUUUUGGCAAUGGGAGUGUACUAUGUUCUACGUACACGCCAAGCCAAUGCAAACCGAGCUAUGUCUGCUGCACAACCUAGCGCUUGA
This is a messenger RNA of Cucumis melo (muskmelon), 417 nucleotides long. RefSeq lists its product as uncharacterized. The record is from RefSeq and is a predicted model, not a curated record. NCBI's taxonomy places the organism in Eukaryota, Viridiplantae, Streptophyta, Magnoliopsida, Cucurbitales, Cucurbitaceae. Bases 1 to 417 code for a protein of 138 amino acids. The transcript has a single exon.